Molecule: messenger RNA, 1123 nt
Organism: Ictalurus punctatus (channel catfish)
Lineage: Eukaryota; Metazoa; Chordata; Actinopteri; Siluriformes; Ictaluridae
Gene: mcur1
Product: mitochondrial calcium uniporter regulator 1
Exons: 9
Coding region: 131-1084 (317 amino acids)
Biological process (GO): calcium import into the mitochondrion; positive regulation of mitochondrial calcium ion concentration
Cellular component (GO): mitochondrion; mitochondrial inner membrane
Source: RefSeq, a predicted model, not a curated record
UAUGUCCUUACGCGCAGACGCCAGUGUGUACCCGGAAGUUGUAACAUCUCUAAUGUGGGAAAAGUUUUAAGAGGAUUUUAAUGAGUAGUUUUUAAUUUAUUUUUUACCACAACACAAAACCACGUAAAUAAUGUUUCUGGGACGCUGUAACAACGCGAUUAUUUCGGACCGUGUUCAAGGCACGAGUAAAAAUAUUUCUUAUUUGUUUGACUUUGACAGAAGACACAGGGCAGGUUUCCUCAGUGUUGUUACUCUCGGGGCAAAUCGCUGGCGAAUGCACCCUGCUUUUCGCAAAAUAUUCGCGUUAAGGCAUGAAAAGGGGAAAACGCUGUACACGGUUGCAUUUCAACCGCCAUUUAAUAAAAGUGGGACAGAUACUGGCUCGCUUUGGGCAGGUGUGCGGUGGUCGCUGGUCAGAGAGUUGAGCACCUCCAUUAAAGUGAUGCAGUAUGACUUGAUGAGAUCAGACCUUGCCAAAUCUGGCCACAGAAGGCUUCUCUUUGAUACACAUGCAAUGAUCCAACUCCUGGAAGAGAGUGGGUUCACAAUCCAGCAGGCUGAAGUUAUUGUUAAUGUAAUGCUCAAUACAACCAACUCCAACAUGGACAUCAUGUAUAGUGAUAUGGUCACCAAGACUCAGCAAGAGAUCAUGUUACAGAAGGUUAUGUCUCAGAUUGCAGCAGUGAAAAAAGACAUGAUCAUUUUGGAGAAAAGUGAAUUUUCCGCAUUACUGGCAGAGAACGAAAGAAUUAAAGUACAGCUUUCACAGGUGAAGAUGCAGCUCUCAGAUAUGAUGAAUAAAGUAUGCUUAGACAACAAGCUAGAUGUGAACUUGGAAAAAAGCCAGGUGAAAGAGAUGAAAGCAGAGCAUGAAAAGAUGAUCUUGGAGGCCAGAAACCACAUGAUGGAGAUGCUCGCUGAGCAGGACCGUCAUGUGACUCAGAACAAUGUGAAAAUCGACACAGAAGUGGCUGGCCUGAAAACCAUGCUGGAAUCUCACAAACUGGACAGUAUCAAAUAUCUAGCAGGGUCGGUGUUCACGUGUCUCACAGUAGUACUUGGAUUCUUUCGGAUAUGGAUGUGAAUGCAGAGAAAUCUCCAUUAAAAAAAAAAAGAAAAGAAA